This is a messenger RNA of Mya arenaria, 2095 nucleotides long. Its product is annotated as succinate dehydrogenase cytochrome b560 subunit, mitochondrial-like. The coding region runs from base 123 to 647 and encodes 174 amino acids. The record is from RefSeq and is a predicted model, not a curated record. Gene Ontology annotation, biological process: mitochondrial electron transport, succinate to ubiquinone; tricarboxylic acid cycle. The transcript is spliced from 6 exons. Lineage: Eukaryota; Metazoa; Mollusca; Bivalvia; Myida; Myidae. Gene Ontology annotation, cellular component: membrane. Gene Ontology annotation, molecular function: electron transfer activity; succinate dehydrogenase activity.
UCUAGCUUUUAAACCCUACACGUGGUUACGGGUGACUGACUGGUUGUCGAAACGGCGCGCGACCCGGUAGGUUAUCUAACUAAACGCCGGGCUCAAGUCGACAAAUUGUAAACACUCCAAAAAUGGCUGUUUGUUUCAGAAUUUCAUCAUGUGGGAAACUGUUGGCAGGCUCAAAGCAAUGGAUGCAAGCAGGCUGGGUUCCUGCUGUAAUGGGAUCAACUUCAGCCCAGAAAACUGCCAACCAGAUGGAUCGAUACUGGAAGAAGAAUCGCCAGCUUAACCGGCCACUCUCACCCCAUCUCAGCAUAUACAAAUACGAUGUGCCAAUGGUCUUGUCAAUAUCAAACAGAAUUACUGCUAGUGCUGUCACCAUAGCAUUCUACCUGGGCCCACUUGUGUACCUGUUUGGGGGUAAGGACUUUGCAGGCUACUACGCGAUGAUGCAAUCAUGGGGGCCCCUGGGACACACCCUAAUCGGGACCACUAAAUUCUCACUCGCUUUCUGCUUUAGUUACCACUUCUGUGCCAGCAUCAGGCAUUUUAUAUGGGAUAUUGGUCAGGGUUACGCUAAGCUGCAGGUGUACCAGUCUGGAUACGCCAUGUUGGUGGUUACGCUCCUGAUGACUGCCGGGCUCAUGUACCUUUAGACUGAAUCCAGGAUAAAUUGAGCAAUUAACAUCAAACUGACCACUUUUUUAGAUAGUCAAACAAUUCAUCAACAAGAAUAAAGACUUAACAGUUUGAAUACAUGUACAUUGCCGAAAUAGGUUGGUUUCGAGACUUUUGGUAGGUCAUCAAUCAAAACCUGUUCAACACAGAAUGUAUCCGUCAGAGGUUCAUGGCAUUAUCUUGUUGGUAAAUAUCAUGCAACAUGACAUUGUGUCUCCAUCAGGAAGAUUUUAUUUAUUCUCUGAAAACUAGUUGAUUUAAUUGAUAAAAAGCAUAUAUGUUUAUAGUUGUGUACAGAGCAUCAACUUAAAAGUAAAAAUAGCUACCAUGUACUUUAUGUGUACUUAUCCAGACAAAUGCAAUUACAACCUUACACUAUGGAAAUCAUGCAUGCCCUAAUAGAUACACCGGGGUCUUUUUGUGGAUCUAUUUUUCGAUUUUCUGACAUGAGCGUUAAACUUAACAUAAACUUAAUUUGGAUGAGCUUUGAUAAUGUGAUUGUAGUUGUACCGUAAUGGUUGAAACUUCACAUAUCAUCUCGUGAUAAUAACUACGGUACAUCAUGUUCAACCAGUGAUUAAUUACUGUUGAUUUCUUGUUGUGUUUAUUUAUUUAUUUUUUAUAUAUUAUUGGCAGCAUAUAUAUGUACAUACCAGUUGAUAUUAAGAAUGAAUGUGGAGUUUGGGUUUAAAAGCACAUAUAUUUUUAAGUCUCAAUAUAUUCCACAAGCUUUCAUCUAUUUAUUUUUCAAUGUUUAACUUUUUUAUUACAGCCUGCGUAUGCCUCUGGACUAGAUUUAUUCAGUCAGAAGGGCACUUCCUGCUUCCUACUGUGUCAAAUUAAUAUAAUUGUAGUUUUGUAUGUAAUUAAAAGCCCAUUACCUCAGCAUGUGAAUUUGUCAAUAAUAUCUAUAGACAUAAUCACAGACAUAAAUGUGUAAAAAGUCAAGCUCAAACUGUUGAAUACUAUGUUGAUCUCUUUUGUCUUAAUAAGUUUAAACUGUGAAGCAAUUUAAGAAAACCAGGCCACUGGUAAAAAAUGAAGUAACACAAGAAAUCUUGUGUUUUUUCAACAUGCUGAUUUGUAAAGCAUUACAGACCUAUUCACUUUUCAGUCUCUUAGUAAACUAACAGUAUACAUAAAACCACACUUAGGCUUAAAAAAUCAGUGCAUUGAAAUAAAAAAAGGGAUUUCUUUGGUGAAGUCAUUUCUCCUGUGGCCUGGUGUGCAUAGAUUGCUUCACAAUUUAUACCAUGACAUAGUGAUUUAGAAGACAAUCUAGUCCUUGUAUUAUGAAUAUGUACCAAUUUGAAAGUGUUUGUUAUACAAGUAUGCAAUUCCUGUUUUGUUCAGUCAAGUUCUGUGUUGUAUUCAGAGUCAGUAUUAUUAGUUUAUGGUUUUCAAAAUAAAAUUUGGCUGAAAUAAA